UUAUCAAAGAUGUCGACGGAAUUGGAAGAAAACGAGGUCCAUAUUGAGUCUGUUGACGUCAAUGAAAAAGUGAAAGAAAAUGGAUCAAUGGGCGAAACUAUUUGUGAUUCGGGGCUGGACACGUUAGACUCGUGUUCUGCCGCCUUCCCAGCUUCUGAUUCCGAGUUAUCCCCGAUUAAAAAUAUUAUAAACCAUGAUUUGGGCAAUGGAACGUCCACAGACAGCCUAUCCAACGAGAGUAGUCUUUCCAGCCCAGGGUCUGAAGACGGCGUUACUAACAAUUUAAAUUUCGAAUUUCCUCAAAAAACCGAUGUCGAUUUAGCCAAAGAAUUGAUCAUGAAUUGUAUAGAAAGUAUGAAUAUUGAUGAGACAGAUGGAAAAAUUGAUCAAAAUGGUGAAAUAACUGAUUUUAAAGACACAGAUUAUAAUAAUGUAAAUAGGCCUCUAACUACAUCGACUGUAAGUCUCAACGAGCAUAAAUGUUCUGAAAACAAUGUCAUGUGUAAAUCUCCUUUUAGUAAAAGUGCUGAAAAUAUCUCAAACAUAUCAUAUACAGUACCAAUUGAAAAUGCAAGUUUAAAUUCUAGUGACAAAGAAUUGAAUGCUGACAAAAUACUCUCAGAAUUUGCCAGCCAAAAAACUAAAGUAAGCGCUGUACAUAAAAUACCUGAAAACCUUGUAAAUAUAGAUCCUAAAUACACGAGAAUACCAAAAGAAUUAUUAUCCCAAGACAUAGGUAGCAUAGUUAAGAACGUGCACGGUAUAUUCUCGUCUGUGAGUGGCAGCUUAAAAAGUGCCUACACCCACAGAACAAGCUACAAUCAGAAACCAGUAAAAAAUACCAAAAACCUGCCUAACGGUAAACUUAUGAACGACAUAUUCGAAGAUGAAAAUAUAGACACCAAAACCGAGAUUCCGGAAAAGGUUGAAACAACUGAGCAUCAGGAAAUAAUUCCAAAUUCAAAUGUGGAAGUUGCCAUACCAAAAAUAUCUGAAGUAGAAACCACAGAGGUCGGUGAUGCUAAAAAGGAUGUAAUGCGGCUACAAAUUGAGUCUUUGGAGAGAGUGCUGGCUGAACAGAGAAAGGAGAAUGCAUCAUUGAGGGAUAGAGUUAAACAGCAAUGUGAUGAGCUGCAGCAAAAGGAUCUGACAUUUAAAGAGUUGGAAGUUAAGUUGGAUAUGAUGGGCAAACGCGUAGACCACGCCGAACGCGAAAAGGACGCGGCCGUCAUGCGAUACGCGAGCGUAGAAUGCGCCGCUAUCGAAGCAAAGCGGGCCGCUGAAAAUGCCGCUAAAGCUGAGAAGGCGGCCCAGGGUGAGGUGGAACUCCUCAACGGGAAGCUCAGGUCGGCCCAUGCUGAGAAGCAGAGGAUCUGUCAGUUGUAUGAUGAUAAGUGUCACGAACUAAUGAACAGCGAGCGCGAGCUAGCGAAGUUGCGCGAAGACUUGCGCGAGCUGGACGGCAGACUCAAGUGGACGCAGAGCAAGCUGCGGAUGGAGAUGGACGCUUAUAAGGAAACAUCAGAACGCGCAGAGAAGCUAACCCAGCAAGUGACAGAACUAGAAGCAGCGAAAGAGGCCGCCACCGCCAACGCUACUGACUCCGCCCGCGCUAAGCAACUAGAAGCAGAACUCAAAGAAAGCCAAGCCGCGCUAAUACUAUGUCGUCACGAACGAGACGAGUUAGAACGUCGUCUGACAUCCGCCACACAACAGUUAGACAGUUGCACGAGACAACGGGACACUGCUAGCGCCGCCCUCGCUCGAUCCACUGCCGAGGUAGAACAACUAAAGGAGAGUAAUCUCCGCUUGGAAGAGGAGGCUGCAGAGUUAGCAGCUUUGAGAGCAAAGGCUGCCCUAGCGGACACCCUUAGCGCGCAGUUGCAGAGAGAAACAGAGCGAGCAACGCAAGCAGAAGAAGCAUUAAGCGUCGAACGAGCAGUCGCCGAGACCUGCGGCCGCAGAGAGGCAGCCGCCUUAGAGCAUGCCGCCAAGCUGACUGCCAACCACGUGGCUGUUAGCGCCGCUGCCAGUCGACAUGAGGCUGAGGCCCGAGCAUUAGGGGUAGACAAUGCAUCUCUUCGAGAACGUCUGGUGACGCUAGAGGGAGAGUGUACGCGACUGCACGCGGCUCUAGCCGAGGAGACCGACACAAGGAACAAGGAGAACAGAGUGCUGGCUAGGAAGGUGGCGGAGCUGACAGAAGAGUUGUCAGAAGCGAACAAGAAGUUGGAGUGGGAGAAGGGGGAGAAUGGAGUUCUCAAGAAGAAACAUACCAGUGCCAUAAAGGAAUUGAAUCGUGAGCUACAACGCGCUGUGAAGCGCUGCGAGCAGCUGGAAGCUAAACUGCCGCAACAGCUAGCGCCCUCUACUAGAACAGGGUCGGUAUCAUCACUCAGUAGCGGCGAGAGCGCUCCGCAUGAGGACAGGCUGCAGAACGGACACAGCGACGCCUUACCCGAUAUACAGGAACAAACUACUGCGGUCCGCGAACCAGACCGCCAAACCCUCAUAGAGCGAAUAGUGUCCCUUCAACGAGCAGCCGCCCGAAGGUCUGAGCGCUGCGAGUUCUUAGAGGAGCACUCCCGGCAGCUCACCUCGGAGCUGAGGGCGAAGUCCCGCCUGCUGAGGCACCUGCUGUGCACCCUGCCUGCUGGUGCUGUGGCUUCCAGUACCAGGGAUGAGAAUAAGAAAGAGAUAGCCCGUCUAGGCGGCGGCGCCAUGGCGGCGGUGUGGGGCGGCGACCCGACGGGGCUGCCGCCCGAGCUGUCGCUGGAGAUGACGCGGCGCCUGCAGGCCGUGCUCGAGGACACGCUGCUCAAGAACAUCACGCUCAAGGAAAACAUGGACACAUUGGGCGCGGAAAUAUCGCGACUAAAAGAACAAUUAAAGUCAGCCAGCGAGUCUAAAUGAACGAAAACUAUUAUAAAUACUAAAAUUUAAGUGAAAUCACAUUAAUUCCAUUGUUAUAUUAUUAUAUGGAUGACAUUCCAAAACAUGCCAAUGAUAAACAUAAGGCUUUUAUGUCAAACUUUUUGGUCGCCAUUUUAGAAAAAAAACGUAUUUUUCAAAACUUUGACAUUCCUUCAAGUAUUUAUUUUAAUAUGUGUAGAUUAUUGCUUUAAUAAAUCUGUAUUUCAUUAGAUGUAAGUGUUUGCGCAAAAUUCCAUGUUGCGCAAAUUAUGCGCAGAGAAUUAAGUUAGCGCAAACUUUGCGCUAUAGCUCGUUAUACGUAUUGAAAAUUUGUGGGAAAUUAAAAACGAACAAAGUAUAACAAAAAAAUAUUUUACAUGAGUAUUUUAGUUAGAAAUGGCGAUCUUUAAGUUAUUUCGAAGCUUAUAAAUUCUUAUUAAAUUAAAUUAAAAAUUAAAAUCAAUUAUAAAUGUUAUCCUACUCUUAAUGUAUGAUAAUGAAUUUUGUUGAAAUUAUUUAUUAACAGCCUUUCCCUAUUUUAUCUGUUAUUUCGCUUACUAAAGACAGAAUUUUAUCUUUAGCCCAUUCAAGUAACGUCAAACUCCGAUCUCUAGUAAGCGAAACAGAUAGUAUAUUGGGACCGGCCGUAAAAGUACUGUAAAAUUACGGACACGUUUAUAUAAAUGCAAUUUUAAAAUGUUAAACUUAAAAUUGAAUAUUGCACUCAGCAGUGUAUUAUAAACUGAUCACAAAAGAUCUUCCUAUAAAUAAAACUAUAGUUUUUCCUUAAUUCUUAACUUACGGUGAGUUGCACUAUUCAAAUAUAACGAUAACCGAACCAUUUUCUGUGUUUCGGAUGGCACGUUAAACUGUAGGUCCCGGCUGUCAUUGAACAUCCUUGGCAGUCGUUACGGGUAGUCAGAAGCCAGUAAGUCUGACGCCCGUCUAAACAAGGGGUAUUGGGUUGCCCGGGUAACUGGGUUGAGGACGUCAGAUAGGCAGUCGCUCCUUGUAAAUACUGGCACAUCAGCUACAUCCGGUUAGAUUGGAAGCCGAACCCAACAUGGUUGGGAAAAGGCUCGGAGGAUGAUGAUGAACCAAACCAUUUUCAGAUUUGACCAAUGCGCGGCAAGUAUACGGCUGGUAUAUAGUUUGGAUAUCGUUAUAGUUAAAUGGUACAUCUGGGUCUAAGAUAUUUUACAAAAUCAUUUAAAUUAUAAUCUUUCCAUUCUGUAAAUACAUAUACAUAUAUGUAUGAUUCUAUGAAAUAUUGUAUGUUGAAUUGCGUGCGAAACUUUAAAAAAUAUAGUAGUA
This is a messenger RNA of Helicoverpa armigera (cotton bollworm), 4227 nucleotides long. It is a transcript of the gene Golgin104, whose product is annotated as coiled-coil domain-containing protein 186. The record is from RefSeq and is a predicted model, not a curated record. The transcript is spliced from 15 exons. Gene Ontology annotation, cellular component: trans-Golgi network. Gene Ontology annotation, biological process: vesicle cytoskeletal trafficking. The annotation marks the transcript as partial. Gene Ontology annotation, molecular function: small GTPase binding. Lineage: Eukaryota; Metazoa; Arthropoda; Insecta; Lepidoptera; Noctuidae.